AUGGCUGGAAACAAACCAUCUAAACAGCGGAAGCUGGAUCCGGACUCUCCCGAAAUGAAGUACCUGAAGAACAGAGAUGCGUACGAGUUUUUUGGGGCCAAAUGGCUCCUAAAACCAUUGCCUGACAAGCCUUCAACAUAUCGCGCAUUGGUUUGGACGGUGACUCUGAUAGCAGCCGUUGUGAGAUUUCAAAACUUGCCCUAUCCUCGUGAGGUGGUCUUCGACGAAGUUCAUUUCGGCAAGUUUGCUUCAUACUACUUAGAGAGAACUUACUUUUUUGAUGUACACCCUCCGUUUGCCAAGAUGCUCAUCGCGUUUGUCGGGUGGCUAGUUGGUUACAACGGCGCCUUCAAAUUCGAGGAUAUUGGCAUGAGCUACGAUACAAACCCUGCGCCAUUUGUUGCGUACAGGUCUCUCAGCGCCAUUCUGGGAACACUCACGGUGCCAAUCGUAUUCAAUACCGUCAAGGAACUCAACUUUAGAGCAGUAACUUGUACCUUGGCAGCAAUGCUUGUUGCCGUGGACUGCGCACAGGUUAUUGAUUCGCGCUUGAUUCUCCUUGACGCAACUCUGAUCAUCGCAGUUGCUUGUUCUAUCUACUGCUAUGUUCGCUUCUACAAGACUCAACUGCAGACACCUUUCUCAUCUCAGUGGUAUCUUUGGUUGUAUGCUACUGGCAUUUCUUUGUCUUUUGUGAUGUCUACUAAAUACAUCGGUGUCAUGACAUAUUCGGCAAUUGGCGCUGCGGUUGUGGCUAACCUGUGGCAGUUGCUGGACUUCAAAGCAGGUGUUUCUAUUCGACUAUUUGCAAAACACUUUGUUCAGAGGCUUAAUGGUCUUAUUUUUGCCCCAUUUAUGGUGUAUUUGUUUUGGUUCUGGGUUCACUUCGCUAUUCUCACUAGAUCGGGUCCUGGCGACGAUUUCAUGUCUCCACAGUUCCAACAAACCCUUUCCGAUUCUCCUCUAGCCAAAGAGGCAAGGCAAGUUAAUUACUACGAUAUUGUCACGCUAAAGCAUAAGGGCACCGAGGCGCUUUUGCACUCACACCAAGAACGCUACCCAUUGCGUUACGAAGACGGCCGUAUCUCAUCAAACGGUCAGCAAGUUACAGGGUACCGUUAUGAAGACGUCAACAACCAAUGGGAAGUUCUCCCCACGAAAGAGCUACCUGGCAGGGAGGGGCAGCCUGUGCAUUUGGAUGACGUUGUUAGGUUCAAACACGUUGUUACCGGCACUUAUCUUUUAGCUCACGACGUCGCAUCCCCUUUGUAUCCCACAAACGAAGAAGUUACCACUGUUGAGGAGGAGGCUGCCAAUGGUAAUAACUAUCAUGAGACCUUGUUCUCCCUUCAAUCUGCCAACAAAGGAGAUACCAAAGACGUUUUAAAGACGAAACUCUCGGUGUUCAGAAUAGUUCAUACAGAUACUAAUGUUGCAUUGUGGACCCACAAUGACGUUUUGCUACCUGAAUGGGGCUUCAAACAACAGGAGGUUAACGGCAACAAGAAAGUCAUUGAUCCCGAAAAUUCGUGGUUUAUGGACACAAUCAUCAACAUAGAUGAUGCGCGUAAGGUUUAUGUCCCUAAACCAGUAGAAAAGCUCCCUUUUUUCGCAAAAUGGUCCGAGCUACAGAAAUUGAUGUUUGAACACAAUAACAAGCUGUCUUCCGAUCAUCCCUUUGCAUCCAACCCUGAGUCAUGGCCAGGUUCCCUUUCAGGUGUCUCUUUUUGGACUAAAGACCAGGAACGCAAGCAAAUUUAUUUCAUUGGAAAUAUCGUUGGAUGGUGGUUCCAAGUUAUCUCACUCGCACUAUUCUCUGGGCUCACCAUCGCAGACAUUAUUGCUAGAAGACGCGGUAUUUACCCGCUUAACAAGAUGGCGAGACAAAAGCUUCAUGCUCCUUUGUCCUUUUUGUUUAUUGCCUGGCUAUGUCACUACUUGCCAUUUUUCUUGAUGGGCAGACAAAAAUUUCUUCACCACUAUCUACCAGCACAUUUGAUCGCUUCAAUGUUUUCCGCCGCUUUAUGGGAGACAGUUUUCACUGAAAACAAAUCCUUGAAUAUGGAUAUUGACGAAGAAGACCCUGUGAAUCCUCAUGAUGCCAGCCCUAAAUUGAAAUUUAUCCCGCUAUGUCUCUUUUGCUCAGCGGUUAUUGUUGCACUGAUCUGGUGUUUUGCGUUUUUCUCUCCAAUUAUCUAUGGAAAUGAGAGCCUCACGGUGCCACAGGUGAAGAGCAGGGAAUGGCUGAAUAUCAAGUUACAUUUUUCCAAGUGA
Messenger RNA from Lachancea thermotolerans CBS 6340, 2274 nucleotides. It is a transcript of the gene PMT4, whose product is annotated as dolichyl-phosphate-mannose-protein mannosyltransferase. The record is from RefSeq and is a predicted model, not a curated record. Gene Ontology annotation, biological process: protein O-linked glycosylation via mannose. Gene Ontology annotation, cellular component: endoplasmic reticulum; membrane. Gene Ontology annotation, molecular function: dolichyl-phosphate-mannose-protein mannosyltransferase activity. The transcript has a single exon. The coding region runs from base 1 to 2274 and encodes 757 amino acids. NCBI's taxonomy places the organism in Eukaryota, Fungi, Ascomycota, Saccharomycetes, Saccharomycetales, Saccharomycetaceae.